Maniola jurtina (meadow brown) is the source of this 1134-nucleotide messenger RNA. RefSeq lists its product as uncharacterized. The coding region runs from base 232 to 954 and encodes 240 amino acids. The transcript is spliced from 2 exons. The record is from RefSeq and is a predicted model, not a curated record. Lineage: Eukaryota; Metazoa; Arthropoda; Insecta; Lepidoptera; Nymphalidae.
CCAUCUCGCCAAUCGCAUCACUAUAAUUUGAAUUCUCUUUGGUUUUACUUUUUUUAUAUCAAUAUCACAGAGUGUACUUUGUAAAUUAAUAUUCUUUAUGGUAUUCUAUUGCUUCUUUGCUCUGUUUAUUGGUUUGUUCAAUGGCCUCUGUUUAUUUUGGAGAUUUUGGAAAUUUCUAAAAUUAUUAAUUAAAAAAUACCGAAGCAGUAGUUCUGUAGAUAAUUUUUGAAAAUGAAGUUUAGUGAGAGGGAAACUUAUCAAUUUGUGAAAGCAUAUUUUAGCCAAGAAGGUUUAUGGAAUACUAAACAUUUGGCGUACAAAUCGAAUGAGAGAAGAUUGAUUGCAUACAAAGCUGUAAUUGAAGAGUUUAAGAAGUCCACUGGGAUACAACUCACGCUCACUGAACUGAGAGUGAAAAUAAAGAAUCUAAAGUCGACAUAUUCACAGGAAUUGGAUAAAAUAAGGCGAAGGUCCAGUGCAGAGCAUACGUACAAGCCUGCAAUGAAAUGGUUCGCAGUUUGGGAUAAGUACAUCCAGGCUAAAAAAGUUGCUGCUAGUUUGGAUGAAUCAAACACAACUGAUGAGGAAAAUCAAAAAACAUGGCUCCCUGUAGAAGAUGACAACUCAGUUGACCCAUUUGAGUCAAACCAGAGCAAUGAUUUUGUCAUGCUCAUCAAACCGGAACCCAAGUCAAAACAAGAUGAAAAAAAUGCAUACAAAAGAACCAGAAAUACUUUAGAACACAGUACUAGUACAGAAAUGUCAGAUGUGACCACAGAAUACUUGAACACUGGAAAUUUAAUGAAAGACGAUGAGUUUGACAUUUAUGGCAAAUACAUAGCUUCACAGUUGAGAAGUAUGGAUAUAGAACGUGCACUAACUUUACAGAUAGAAAUACAAAGUCUAGUCAGCGGAGCUAGGCUAGCUGAUUUGAAUGAACGUAAUUCUAGUUAAGUAAAUAUCCCUUGAGGUAUUAUUUAGUAUGAUUUUAUUUAAAUUCAUUUGAAUUCAAACAUGACUAAUGUCUCUCCAUGCAUGAUUCUUGUGCUAGGACUCGCUAGAACUCCAUAAUCUUUGUCUAAGUUUCUCCUAAAUGAGGUAAAAUGUUUUUUUUAAAUAAAAUUGAAAGUACAA